Messenger RNA from Boleophthalmus pectinirostris (great blue-spotted mudskipper), 1764 nucleotides. It is a transcript of the gene slc35c1, whose product is annotated as solute carrier family 35 member C1. Gene Ontology annotation, cellular component: Golgi apparatus. The transcript has 3 exons. The record is from RefSeq and is a predicted model, not a curated record. Bases 198 to 1259 code for a protein of 353 amino acids. Gene Ontology annotation, biological process: protein O-linked glycosylation via fucose; GDP-fucose import into Golgi lumen. NCBI's taxonomy places the organism in Eukaryota, Metazoa, Chordata, Actinopteri, Gobiiformes, Gobiidae. Gene Ontology annotation, molecular function: antiporter activity.
CCUUCAGCUGGACUCUUCUUCAGUUUCUGCUUUUUGUCUCAGUUAAACUUCAUUUUAUUCACUUUUUUCCUCCUCCUUUGGAUCAUCCAAAUGCAGGAAUGUACAAACAAGGAAGACUUUUUUUCCCGAUAGUUUAAGGAUUCAUUUACCAAAAUAAAGGUGUAAGGAUUCAGCUGAAGCGCUCCGGGAUCCUGAGAAUGGCUCUGUCGGGCUCGGAGGCGGACGGCACGGACGCGCGGGGGGACACGUUCCUGCUGCGGGCGGGGAGGAUCGCCGCCGUGGUCGCUCUGUACUGGUUCGUGUCGAUAACAAUGGUUUUCCUCAACAACUAUUUACUGGACAACAAGGAUCUGGACGCGCCGCUGUUCGUCACGUUCUUCCAGUGCGCAGUGACCGUGGCGCUGUGCUGGCUCCUCCCGCUGCUCUCCGUCCUCUGCCCGGGACACGUCCACUUCCCGUCGCUCAAGUUCGACCCGAAGACGUCCCGGGAGGUGCUGCCGCUGUCCGUGGUGUUCAUCGCGAUGAUCACGUUCAAUAACCUGUGCCUGAAGUACGUGGGAGUGGCGUUUUACACCGUGGGCCGGUCCCUGAGCACCGUGUUCAACGUGCUGCUCUCGUACGCCAUCCUCAGGCAGGGCACGUCUCUGCGCGCGCUGCUCAGCUGUGGAGUCAUACUAGGUGGAUUCUGGCUGGGCGUGGAUCAGGAGGGACUCGCCGGCUCCCUCUCCUGGACCGGCGUAGCGUACGGCGUCCUGGCCAGCGCCUGCGUCUCUCUCAACGCCAUUUACACCAAAAAAGUCAUGCCCGCUGUGGACGGAAACAUCUGGAAGCUCUCGUACUACAACAACAUCAACGCCUGCGCCCUCUUCGUGCCCCUCAUCGUCAUUUUCGGCGAGGUCCAGCGCGUCUCCAGCUUCAGCCGCCUCACCGACCUCACGUUCUGGUCCAUGAUGACGCUCGGGGGAGUUUUCGGUUUCGCCAUCGGGUACGUGACGGGUUUGCAGAUUAAAUACACGAGCCCGCUGACGCACAACGUGUCCGGGACGGCGAAGGCGUGCGCGCAGACGGUCAUCGCGGUGGUCUAUAACGGCUCCAGUAAAAGUCUCCUGUGGUGGACGAGUAAUCUGAUGGUGCUGGGGGGGUCUUCGGCGUACACGUGGGUCAAGAGUCUGGAAAUGAAAAAGACGCCGCAGAAACAGGCGGCGGAUUCGGCGGCGGAGAAACUGCUGCCGGGAGACAAGACCGACGCCGGAGUUUGAACUAAAAAAAAAACUACAACACAAUUUUCUCACUGUUAGUUUUGUUCUGAUGCCGUUUUAGGGGGAUCCGAUCCGGUACUGAUACUUGGUCUUAGUGUACUCGCCGAUACCGAUACCAGUCUUUUGUUAAUUUGUUUUUCAAAAUAAAACCAAAAAUAAGAAAACAAAAAAAAAACAAUUAUUUUCUUCAUUAUUUGUCUCCAAAACCAAAAUGAAAAAAACAGAUAAUGAUUUGUUAUCCAGACCAGGACUGGACCAGGACCAGACCAGGACCAGACCAGGACCAGACCAUGAUUGAGACCGGGACCAGACCUGGACUGAGACCGGGACCAGACCAAGACCAGACUGUGAUUGAGACCGGGACCAGACCGGGACCAGACCAGGACUGAGGCCAGGACCAGACCCGGACCAGACCAUGAUUGAGACCGGGACCAGACCGGGACCAGACCAGGACUGAGGCCAGGACCAGACCCGGACCAGACUGUGAUUGAGACCGGGACCAGAC